AUGAGCUCGGCCACCAUCUAUAAGGGCAGUUGCGACCGAACAAAGGCGUGGACGACGGGUCUGCAUCUGCUGAUUAACGUCCUCAGCACAAUCGUUCUCGGGGCCAGUAGUUACUGUAUGCAGUGCUUAACUGCGCCUUCGCGUGCCGAUGUUGACCGCGCCCAUGGGAAGCGUGUGUGGCUGGACAUCGGGGUCGCCAGCGUGCGGAAUCUGGCAUGGGCGGAUUGGCCUCGACUCACCUUGUGGCUGGUACUCCUUAUACAACUCUGCCGUGUUUUUUGCCCUGGGCACAAGGCAGUACGAUGUCCUGCUGGCAUCGGCAGAUUUCGAUUUCAAUCGCCCGCCGACCAAUUAUUUUAUAACUCCUCGUACGAGGGGUGUUUUGAGUCAAACACGGCAAGGAGCAUGUCCACUUUCUAUGCGGAUCUUCCGAGCUUCGAAAAUUUGACCAAAGAGGAGUGUGUCCGCAGAUACGCGAUGAAUUUCCCGGCAGACGUGGGCACUCUGAUCUUGGUGACCAGCAACCACACCACUGCCAACGACCAUCUGCAAUGGGUUGCUUUCGGAACCUCAGUUGAGGAAUAUACGCUUGUUAUUCAAUCCAGCUAUGACUGGCUCUGCGAUCAGUUCAGCGGGCUUUCAUCCUCCUGCACCCCGUCGGAGCUCCUGAAUGUUCAAAGCCAAUGGGUCGCCUCGCCCCCCGUGCCCUGGGAUGGUCCAGUGAUCAAUGCCACCAUCGAGCUUCCCAGUGGUUCAUAUACAAUCAAUGGGAGAGAUGCCUCACUUGGAGGGGCAGCUGGUUCUGGGUGGAGUGAAAAUUUGACGAGGGAUAUCACAACCCUUGUAGAUGAGCUUGGUAGGUUCCCACCAGAAAAUGCCUUGCAGCAGUACCUGGAUAAUUCCACCCAUUGGCUCAACGGCACAUGGGCUGAGGCUGUAAGCCUCGUACCGGUCGAGGGCGAGGUAGUAUGUGCUACUGAUAUCGUUAAAUAUCAGAUCGAGAGGCCACAGUACCCAGUCGAAUAUUGCUUGAGUCGGAAGCUCACCGAGCAAUGUGAGCUGCACUUCAGCCCGGCGAUCUGCUUGGUGGUGAUUGUCUGCAAUAUUAUAAAGGUUCUGUGUAUGUCGCUGACGGCCUUGAGCAAUCGGACGGACAUCUUCCUGACUGUUGGAGAUGCUGUGGCGUCGUUUCUGAGUAGACCUGAUCCAUCCACUGAGCGGAUGGGCCUGGUAUCCCGAUCGAAUCUGUUCCGUGGACCACAGCCCUGGCCUUCUUUCCGGAGGGACUAUUUGCAACUCGCGGUAAAGGACGCAUCGCGACUGCCAGCGUGGGCAACCCUUCCGCCUCGCCAGCGAUGGACGCGAGCCUUGCCUACCAGCCAGUGGAUAGUGACCAUUGGCGUGUUUCUUACCCUCCUUGGUGUUGGUGGUUAUUAUCUGUCGCAGGCUAUUUAUGGCUUGCGAAAUGAAGAGCACUCCUCGACCUUCAGUGCGCUGUGGGAGCUGGGGUUCGGCUCGGCCACCCCUUAUACAAUUAUCUUCACUACUGACUCGCCGGACGUCAUUCACAUGUCACUACUUGCCAAUCUCCCCCAGAUUUUCCUCUCGGUCGGUUAUUUCCUGUACAAUAACCUCCUGACGCACAUGCUUUUGGUUGCAGAAUAUGACGACUACGCGAGCCAGCGGAAGCCACUCCGCGUGUCCUGGCCCCAGGGAUCCCAACGAUCGUCUUACUAUCUCAGUCUUCCGUAUCGCUACGGCAUUCCCCUCAUGGUUGCAUCAAUGCUCCUGCAUUGGCUGGUGGCUGGUAGUUUAUUCUUCAUUCAAAUAAACUCCUUUGACGCGCUGGGAGAGACCAUAGAUACGCUUCAGCUCAUUGGCUGCGGUUAUGGGCCAAUCGCCAUUGUGUUCGCGCUUAUUCUUGGGGGAGUGAUGACGUGUACUGUCGUGGGACUAGGCAUGAGACGUUUCGCAUCACAAAUGCCCAUUGCAGGUAGCUGCAGUGCAGCCAUCAGCGCUGCAUGCCAUCCAACAGAGGGUGAGGAGCAUGCUCUGAAGCCGAUCAUGUGGGGUGAGAUUCCGGUGGCCGCAGUGCAGCCGGAUGGAGACGACGCGGACGAAGUCAUCAGUGACCAUGAGCUGGAAGACAGGAGGGAUGGGAAUGGUGGUUAUUCGCCUCUGAGGAAAGACACGGCUGGCCAGGAGGGUGUUUAUGGCCAUUGCAGUUUUACUUCGGGGGAGGUAAUCAUUCCAAACCCGUCAAGACUGUAUAUUUAG
Messenger RNA from Aspergillus tubingensis, 2277 nucleotides. RefSeq lists its product as uncharacterized. The record is from RefSeq and is a predicted model, not a curated record. Lineage: Eukaryota; Fungi; Ascomycota; Eurotiomycetes; Eurotiales; Aspergillaceae. The transcript is spliced from 3 exons. Bases 1 to 2277 code for a protein of 758 amino acids.